Molecule: messenger RNA, 2876 nt
Organism: Salvelinus sp. IW2-2015
Lineage: Eukaryota; Metazoa; Chordata; Actinopteri; Salmoniformes; Salmonidae
Product: prostaglandin E2 receptor EP4 subtype-like
Biological process (GO): adenylate cyclase-activating G protein-coupled receptor signaling pathway; inflammatory response; cellular response to prostaglandin E stimulus
Cellular component (GO): plasma membrane
Molecular function (GO): prostaglandin E receptor activity
Source: RefSeq, a predicted model, not a curated record
AGUGAACUGUAGAUUAUACAGGCAGACGAGUGAGCACGAAUCUUAAACAUGGAUCAGUCAUUUGUAAACGUCAAUGGACAGGGGAUAAGGCAAUGACGUCGACGGGUUACAGAUACUUGGACAAAAUCAACUGAACAUCGAAACAACAGUUUUAAAGGCGUUCUAACUUCUGUUGUGAAUAUAUUGAUUCAGCUCACAUUCAGGAUGAAGAUUUCAAUCAUGUUCGAUACGCUUAAUUUUUGUAGAUACCAUGCCUAAUGCAUCUACUGUAUUUCUUAUUGGGAAAUAUCAACGACAGCCUAUAAUGUGACUAAAUAUUUGUUUAAAAUGAGUAACAACACUGUGACCGGGAGGACCAUGGUCCCGACUAUACCGUCCAUCAUGUUUAUUUUCGGGGUGGUGGGAAAUGUGAUUGCCAUCGUGGUGCUCUGCAAGUCCAGGAAAGAACAGAAGGAGACCACGUUCUACACGCUGGUAUGCGGUCUGGCGGUUACAGACCUUUUGGGGACACUCCUGGCCAGUCCCGUCACCAUCGCAACCUAUGUGAAAGGCUCGUGGCCAGGCGGGGAACCACUGUGCCAAUAUUUUGGAUUCAUCAUGCUUUUCUUCUCUCUAGCGGGGCUCAGCAUUAUAUGCGCCAUGUCCGUGGAGAGAUACUUGGCGAUAAACCACGCGUAUUUCUACAACGACUAUGUGGAUCAGAGACUGGCGGGCAUGACGCUUCUGGCUAUCUACAUCUCCAACGUGCUUUUCUGCGCUCUACCUAGCAUGGGUCUGGGACAAGUCAAAAAGCAGUACCCACAAACCUGGUGCUUCAUAGAGUGGCGGAGCAACGUUAGUACUGAUGCCGCCUUUUCAUAUAUGUACGCGGGGUUCAGUUCGAUUCUAAUUCUAGCCACAGUGAUCUGUAACGUUCUGGUAUGCGGUGCUCUGAUUCGAAUGCACAGGCGGUUUGUUCGGAAGAUGUCAUUGUGGACAGACCCCGGACGAAACACAGACCGGAGAAGGAGACGCAGCUUCGGGCAUCUGGCCGGCGCAGAGAUCCAGAUGGUGAUUGUACUCAUAUGCACCUCAGCGGUGGUGCUUAUAUGCUCCAUUCCACUUGUUGUGCAAGUGUUUCUGAACCAGAUUUAUAAGACUCCGGUGGAGCUGAGACUGGAGAAGAACCCAGAUCUACGGGCGAUCCGCUUCGCCUCAUUCAACCCCAUCCUGGACCCCUGGAUCUACAUCCUCCUCCGCAAGGCCGUGCUCCUCAAGCUCAUUGAGCAGAUCAAGUGUCUGUUCUGUAAGAUAGGAGCACGGAGGCAGCAGAGACAGGGAGCACAUAACUGCCACUGCAUUGAUGAACACCAGCUCCACUCCAUCAUCUCUUCACAAGAGUUCCCGUCCUUGGUGUCCCGCGAACUGAAGGAGGUGUCCAGCACCUCUCAGGCCGUCCUCUACCUUCCUGAUGGAAGCUGUCAUCACACAGGAGAGCAGGUUGGGCUCCGCAAUUCCUCUGUCCAAGACCCCCAAAGUUCUUAUUUGUCAGAACAGAGAAGUACAGAGGAUGGGAGGAGAGAGGUGACAAACCUAACCAGGGACCACUCUGGUGUGGGAGGAAAGACCACUCAGUCAUGUGUGAAAGACCAGGCUCUUCAUGUGUUGCUAAGUAAUGAGACGGUACAGGAGAAAUGCAUAUAGAUCUUGUUUAUUUGGAAUCCCAUGAACGGUUACUUCAACAGCUUCUCUAAGACUCCUCAUAGUAUUGUGAAGUGUCUGUGAGUCAGAGGGAUGUCCACACAUACAUUGACGGCACUGCCUUCAAACUGCCCAAGAUGCCUUUUCAGACAGAUUCUGCUCUCCUAAGGGACUUAUUCGGUUAGCGGAAGUGUUAGUGCCAACAGAAAUAGAUUGGCUCCCAGGAUGACUCAUUUGACAUCCUCUAAAGACUAGGAAUGGCACAUUUAGACAAUGUUGAAAAGCUUUUGGUAAGCCAGACAGGAGGAAGGACAAACAAGAGAGAGAAGAUGUCUGCUCCACUUUGAUGUCAAGCUACCUCGACCAGAAACAUCAAUGUUUGUUUGUUUGUUUUUCCUGUCUUCUCGCACAGGUCAGAGAGCAAGGCUGUAAGAGCAGAGCAGCUUCUCCAUGGCCUAAAGGGGCAUUGGCUGUACACUGUAGCUAAACAGUUUAAACACUAGCUUCUUUCAAUCAUUGUGCAAACUGUGAGUUAGUAUUUAGAGUAUUUAAGCUACAAUGAUUGAGAUGUACAGAAUUGUUAUUAUGAUUCAUUGAAAGGAAUGUAGUAUAGGGCCUGUCAUUAUGUGCCAAACUGCCAUGAUAACACCAAGGAAAAGUCAGUUCUCACAAAACGAUUUGUCUGUAGAAGGUUUGCUGUUCAGAGAUACACUUCACUUGACUGUUUUGCAUCACAUAAUAGCUUUAGAGAGUUAAUGUAUAGUGCAGUAUUGUGUGUAAUAACAUUAUCCAUGUGUUGUCCUUCAGGUGAGGAGUAUGUCAAAUUGCGAAUUAGAAGGCUUUUUAGAAUGCCUUAGUCAUGGAAUGAGUUGUGCCAACAUGCAGGGUAGUUUGCCAAACUCUGUAUAUGUAUUUCUAUUACGCUGGUACCAGUUUUUGAACGUUUAUCAGAUUAUCAGUGAUUCACCUAAGUAUUGUCAUUGUCAUUAUUUAGUGACUUACGCAAUCAGCCUGGUCUCAUAUACUAGCAUACAUAAAUCAGGGACACCAGAUUAGUGUGACAUGUUACGUUUGGUAUGAUUACGUCAGACAGAAGGUUACUUAAGGAAAAAUGAAAGGAGGGCGGUUAGUCGGCGUAUAACGCAAACGUCUAGCGCGAACGUCUAGCAACCCAAAGGUUGCGCGUGCGAAUCUCA